AUGGUUUUAAGCAAGCUUGUGUUUUUUCAAAAGUAUACAUUAGAGAAUGUUAUGAGUGAUUACAAAAAAGUAGAGUUACAUGAAAAUAUUUUAAAAUUUAUAGCAAUCAUUAAACAAAGCAAAAAUGAAAUAAUAUUUAUCCACGACUACGCCUCUGAUGGAACACUUCGUCAAUACUUAAAACAAAAUUCUAGCAAAUUUAAUUGGUAUGAUAAGUUACGUCUUGCAAAACAGCUUGUUAGUGCAGUAAAGUGCUUACAAGACAAUAAUAUUGUUCAUUUAAAUUUGAAUUCCGGAAAAAUACUUGUAAAUAAAGGAGAUAUUAAGAUUAAUAUAUUUCAAGAUCAAAAAACGUUUCCGAGUAUAUUUGAAUAUAUUCAGUAUACAGACUCUCAAUUUUUACAAAACAUUGAAACUUACAAACUUAACAAAAGUUCGGAUAUAUAUAGUAUUGGAGUUCUUCUUUGGGAGAUUUCAAGUGGAAUUAUCCCAUUUAAAAAUGAAUUAUACU
Dentiscutata heterogama is the source of this 511-nucleotide messenger RNA. The record is from the annotation of a GenBank genome assembly. Lineage: Eukaryota; Fungi; Glomeromycota; Glomeromycetes; Diversisporales; Gigasporaceae.